Molecule: messenger RNA, 1164 nt
Organism: Acanthisitta chloris (rifleman)
Lineage: Eukaryota; Metazoa; Chordata; Aves; Passeriformes; Acanthisittidae
Gene: ITGBL1
Product: integrin, beta-like 1 (with EGF-like repeat domains)
Exons: 9
Coding region: 103-1164 (353 amino acids)
Biological process (GO): cell adhesion mediated by integrin; cell migration; cell-matrix adhesion
Cellular component (GO): cell surface; focal adhesion; integrin complex
Molecular function (GO): integrin binding
Source: RefSeq, a predicted model, not a curated record
GGAAAGUGUGACUGUGGGAAGUGCAAAUGUGAUGAAGGCUGGUAUGGCGAAGCUUGUCAGUACCCAACUACUUGCAAUCUUACACGGAAGAAAAGCAAUGAAAUGUGCAAGAAUUCUCAAGAUAUCAUCUGUUCUGGUGCAGGCACGUGUCUGUGUGGCAGGUGUAAAUGUGCAAACUCAGAAGGAAAUGGACUGGUCUAUGGGAAAUAUUGUGAAUGUGAUGACAGAGAAUGCAUAGAUGAUGAAACAGGAGAGAUUUGUACAGGCCAUGGAAAGUGUUACUGUGGAAACUGUUACUGUGAGGCUGGUUGGCAUGGAGAUAAAUGUGAAUUCCAGUGUGACAUCACCCCCUGGGAGAUCAAGAAAAGAUGCACAUCUCCAGAUGGCAAAAUCUGCAGCAACAGAGGCACAUGCAUAUGUGGGGAAUGCACAUGCCAUGAUGUGGACCCAGCUGGUGACUGGGGAGAUAUUCAUGGAGACACUUGUGAGUGUGAUGAAAGAAAUUGCAAAGCAGUGUAUGAUAGAUAUUCUGAUGACUUCUGUUCAGGUCAUGGACAGUGUAAUUGUGGAAGGUGUGACUGUAAAGAAGGAUGGACUGGGAAAAAGUGUGAGCAUCCACAUUCUUGUCCAUUGUCAGUUGAGGAAAGUGCUAAGAAAUGCCAAGGAAAUUCUAACUUGCCUUGCUCUGGAAGAGGUAGAUGUGAAUGUGGCCAAUGCACUUGUUUUCCUCCAGGAGACAACAGAGUUCAUGGCAAAAACUGUGAAUGUGAUGAUCGACAGUGUGAAAAUGCAGAUGGGAAUGUCUGUGGGGGCCAUGGGAUUUGCUUGUGCGGCCGAUGCAUUUGCCAGGAUGGAUGGUUUGGGAAGUUGUGCCAGCACUCCAGGAAGUGCAACAUGACAGAGGAGGAGAGCAGAAGUCUCUGCGAGUCGGCGGAUGGAGUAUUGUGCUCGGGGAAGGGUUCCUGCCACUGUGGAAAGUGCAUCUGUUCACCCCAGGAAUGGUACAUUUCGGGUGAUUUCUGUGAAUGUGAUGACAGAGACUGUGACAAACAUGAUGGACUCAUUUGCACAGGCAAUGGUGUUUGUAGCUGUGGAAACUGUGAGUGCUGGGAAGGAUGGAAUGGAAAUGCUUGUGAAAUCUGGCUGGGGAAAGAAUACCCUUAA